This is a messenger RNA of Exophiala spinifera, 1206 nucleotides long. RefSeq lists its product as uncharacterized. The record is from RefSeq and is a predicted model, not a curated record. The coding region runs from base 1 to 1206 and encodes 401 amino acids. The transcript has a single exon. Gene Ontology annotation, cellular component: endoplasmic reticulum membrane. Gene Ontology annotation, molecular function: ATP-dependent diacylglycerol kinase activity. NCBI's taxonomy places the organism in Eukaryota, Fungi, Ascomycota, Eurotiomycetes, Chaetothyriales, Herpotrichiellaceae. Gene Ontology annotation, biological process: phosphatidic acid biosynthetic process.
AUGUCUUACCAGUAUCCCAUUCCGGCGACUCCUAGGGUCAUCUCGCCUUCGCCCACUCCAUCCGAAGCCUCCGACCGUCAGGACUCCUAUUUCGCGCCGGUCACGCGGUCUGCAGCCAAAGCCCAGCGACAGAGAUCCCCGCAGCCAGAACCGAUCCACGAAGAAAAAGAUGGCUCGGGUUCGGAUUCCAGUGUCGAGAAACGCGCGAGGACGAGGUCGAGAAGCCCAAUCCUGUCAGCUGCAGUCCAUAUGAACGGGGCAUCAAGUACCGGUUCCAAGAAGAGGCGCAUGAGCGGUCUUCCUACCAAAACCCCAGUCAAAAAAUCAGAACCCUUGACAAACGGAACAAUCCCAGUUCCACAGCCCAAUGGACACCUCUCACCGUACGAUCGGGUCAAGAAAUCCUGGCGAGAGUUUUCCAGAUCACCAUCUCCGUUAGGUUUGAUCCCACUACACCGACAUUACCGAAACCUUAUACACAAGCACGAAAUCCCUAGAAAACUUCUUCAUGUCUCGAUAGGAUUUUUCACUCUAAGGUUUUACGUCACCGGCAUUCAAACGACCUCGAUCACGCCCUGGCUGCUUGGUGCCUUGGCAAUCAUUGCACCAACAGAUGUCCUGAGACAUCAUUCCGAACGCUUCAAUCGAUUUUAUAUAAGAGUUCUGGGUGCUUUGAUGCGAGAGGCUGAGGUUGACGGCUACAAUGGCGUCAUCUGGUAUCUUUUUGGAGCCUAUGUCGCGUUGAAGUUUUCGCCAAAAGACAUUGGGGUUGUAUCGAUAUUACUAUUGUCCUGGUGCGACACAGCCGCAAGCACAAUCGGUCGCUUGUAUGGACGUUAUACGAUCCGCCUUCGCCGAGGAAAGUCUCUGGCAGGCUCCCUCGCUGCAUUUCUUACUGGCGCUAUCGUCGCCGUUUUCUUCUGGGGUUACCUCGCUCCCCGAACAGGUCCCUUUCCUGACGAUCCUGUUGAGGGUUUUAUGUUCAAAGACCGACUAUCUCUCCCGAAUGGGGUUAAGGAACUCCUUGGCUGGCAACCCAGCCAGGGUGUCAUUGUUGGCAAUGCUGCAUUGGCCGUUAUGAGUGUGUGUACCGGCAUCAUCGCGAGUCUCUCGGAGUUGGUAGAUUUAUGGGGAUGGGACGACAACUUGACGAUACCGUUAUUGAGCAGUGCCGGCCUGUGGGCCUUCCUGAAAGUCUUUGGCUGA